Molecule: messenger RNA, 594 nt
Organism: Arabis nemorensis
Lineage: Eukaryota; Viridiplantae; Streptophyta; Magnoliopsida; Brassicales; Brassicaceae
Source: the annotation of a GenBank genome assembly
AUGGUGCACGUUUGCUACUACCGCAACUAUGGAAAGACCUUCAAGGGUCCUCGUCGUCCUUACGAGAAGGAGCGUCUUGACUCUGAAUUGAAGCUCGUUGGUGAGUACGGUCUUCGUAACAAGCGUGAGCUCUGGAGAGUGCAAUACUCUUUGAGCCGUAUCCGUAAUGCUGCAAGAGAUCUUUUGACUCUUGAUGAGAAGAACCCAAAGAGGAUCUUUGAAGGUGAGGCUCUACUCCGUAGGAUGAACCGUUAUGGUCUUCUUGAUGAGAGCCAGAACAAACUCGAUUACGUCUUGGCUUUGACUGUUGAGAAUUUCCUUGAGCGUCGUCUUCAGACUAUUGUGUUCAAGUCUGGUAUGGCUAAGUCUAUCCAUCACUCUCGUGUCCUCAUCAGGCAGAGGCAUAUCAGGGUGGGAAAGCAGUUGGUGAACAUCCCAUCAUUCAUGGUGAGACUUGAGUCACAGAAACACAUCGACUUUGCUCUGACCAGUCCCCUCGGUGGUGGCCGUCCCGGUAGAGUCAAGAGAAGGAAUGAGAAGUCUGCCUCGAAGAAGGCCUCUGGUGGCGAUGCAGACGGUGAUGACGAAGAGUAA